Linepithema humile (Argentine ant) is the source of this 2188-nucleotide messenger RNA. NCBI's taxonomy places the organism in Eukaryota, Metazoa, Arthropoda, Insecta, Hymenoptera, Formicidae. The record is from RefSeq and is a predicted model, not a curated record.
UAGAGAUGAAACAAAUACUGAUUUUUGAAAAAACCGAAUAUCGAAUAUUCGGUGAUGUUACAUGACCGAAUACCGAAUAUUCGGCGGCCGAAUAGUGACGAAAGAGCCAUCUAACGCGGAACUGUUAAAUCAUUACAGUUCCGUAUAAGAUUAUAGUUUAUAAUAUUCAACUGUUCACUCACAUGUUAUGUUGUUUCUAGUUUGUAACCUCAAAAUAAGUAGUCUCAAAAAAACUGUGCAAUAUGAAUAAAAGAAGCAAAAUCUGGGACUUCUUUGAAAUACAUAGUGAUGACAAUACAAAAGCAAUAUGUUUACUAUGUAAAAUUCCAAUAUCACGGGGUGGUAUUGGAAAACGUGCUACUACAUCGGCAAUGAUCAAGCAUUUGCAAAACAAACACAUAACAGAAUACAAUGAAAAUUUUCAAAGUCAGUCUGCAGAAAAUAAAAAACAAUCAAAUAUUGCAGAUUACGUAAAAACUCAAAAGUGGAAUAUAAAUGAUAAGAAAUCACUAAAUCUGCACAAGGCAAUUGGAGAAAUGAUUGCACUAGACAAUCAACCAUUUUCAAUUGUAACAGAUAUUGGUUUUCAAAAGUUAAUGGAAUGUGCUGAACCACGUUAUAAGAUUCCAUUUAAAACAUAUUUUUCUGAAACUGUGAUACCAGAUAUUUAUGAGAAAUGUAGAAUUAAAAUUUUAAAAGAUAUUGAGAAUAUAAGCAAUUGUGCCUUCACUUCUGAUAUAUGGACUUGUAAUAUUUCUAAUGAGAGUUAUAUAAGCUUUACUAUUCAUUACAUAAAUGAAGAUUUUCAAUUGAAGCAUGCAGCAUUAAACGUAAAACAUUUUCCGGGCAGCCAUACAGGGGAAAAUAUAGCGAAAAUAAUCACAGAGAUGAUAGAAGAAUGGCAUUUAAAUGAUAAAAAUUAUAUAAUAAUCAGAGAUAGUGGCGCAAAUAUUAAAAAAGCUACCAAAAAUUUAGAUAUCCAGAAUGAAUCAUGCUUCAUUCAUACGCUUCAAUUAGUUGUGACUGAGGCUUUAAAGUCACAACGCACCGUCAAUGAUUUAAUAGCUGUAAGUCGCAAAAUUGUGACCCAUUUUAAUCACUCACCAGCAGCUUGCUAUAAGUUGAAAGCAAUACAAAGAGAACUGAAUAUGCCAACAUUGAAACUAGUCCAAGACGUGCAGACACGAUGGAAUUCGACAUUUUAUAUGUUGCAAAGGUUAUUUGAAUUAAAAAGGGCUAUUAGUAUUUUUACUAUAGAAACUGAAGCUAUAGUCAACCUAUCAUCACAUCAGUGGUCACUAUUAGAAAAUUGUUUAAAACUAUUACAGCCCUUUGAAGAGAUAACCAAAGAAAUUAGUUCCUCUGAAUCAAUCAUAUCUGAAGUUAUUCCUAUUGUAGCUUCUCUCAAGAAAUAUCUUUUAAAAGAAAUUUCAUUUUUUGGCGUGGGUACGAUGAAAGAUUCAUUAAUACAAAAUGUUAAUAAUCGUUUUAAUAAUAUAUUAUUAAAUAUAAAUUAUACACAUGCAACUUUCCUUGAUCCUCGUUUUAAAACAGCGUUUUUCGAUAACGACAUGUCGUCUAAGAUUAAAAUUGAAAUUUAUCAUAAGAUGCAAGAAAUUUCACAGGAACACGAAAUAUUGGAAAGUGAUGAUUUGAAUAAUAGCGAGAGCAAUAACGAUAUUGAUGAUGAAUCAUUGACUACAUUCAGAAGAAAAGAGACCAUUUGGACAUGCUUUUCCGAAAUAGCAAACGCAAGUGAUGCAUCAACUUCUGCAUGUGGGAAUGCAAUUUCUAAUAGGAAUAGUAGUAAUACCGAGAGUAAUACUAAGUCCUGUGAAAUUGAUACUUAUUUAUCCAUGAAAUUGAUAGAGCGGAUUGAAUCGCCAUUUUUAUGGUGGCAUGACAACAGAAAAAUACUGCCAAUUUUAUCUAAAUUAGCAGAAAAAUAUUUGUGUAUUCCUGCGAACAGCGUAUAUAGUGAACGUCUCUUUUCCAAAGCUGGAAUAGUUUAUGAGAAAAAAAGGAAUAGAUUGCUUCCAGAUAACGGCGAAAAACUAAUAUUUUUGCACCAUAAUUUACCAUUAUUAAAUUAUCAAUAUUAGUGUAAUAUGACUGACACUAAUAAUCCAAAUUUGUUGCAAUGACUGAUUUUUAUUUAUUAAUAUUGAAGAAUUUCAUUUCAUUUUUA